This is a messenger RNA of Caenorhabditis briggsae, 681 nucleotides long. The record is from RefSeq and is a predicted model, not a curated record. NCBI's taxonomy places the organism in Eukaryota, Metazoa, Nematoda, Chromadorea, Rhabditida, Rhabditidae. Gene Ontology annotation, cellular component: membrane; endomembrane system. The transcript has 6 exons. Bases 1 to 681 code for a protein of 226 amino acids.
AUGGGAAUCUGUUCAAAACAAAACCUUUUUAUUGCGAUGACAGUUAUUUGGGUGGCUUCCCUAGUAUUCGAUGUUCACCGGCAGCCUCGCCUUGGGCAUAAUUGGUACGUCUACAAGUUGGUCAUGUUGACGAAUUUGAAUUUUGUACUUGACGUGUUCUAUUCUGUGUUGGUGGCAGCUGCAUCAAAGAGCAGAGUAUUAAGAAAUAUCGCUGAUUUCAUGUAUUACACUUCAGUAUUCCCCGUUGGAGUGGUCACUUGUGGCUUGUUCUGGGGACUCUAUUUCAUUGAUCCAGCCUUGGUGAUGCCUGAAUGGAUUGCCAAGCUUAUUCCAGCUUGGCUGAAUCACAUCACUCACACCUAUCCAAUCAUUUACAUUUUAUUGGAUAGUUAUUUUCAUAAAAGAAAUGCGCCAGGAACUAUCACAUGUUGGAUUGUCUCCGCUACAUUGGUUUUCAUCUACUUCAUGAUAAUUGGCUAUGUGCGCUUCUAUGAUGGAUACUGGUUGUAUCCAAUACUCCAGUUGUUUUCCAUUCAACAUUUUGUCCUCUCCUACUUUUUGGCGUUCUUCGGAUUUUUCUUGUUGACAAAAGCUGCGUAUUUUCUCAAUAAAAUGAUGCAUCGAACACGCUAUCCAACAACCACUGGAGGAGCGAGAAAAAUGAACAAAAAACGGCAUUAA